CUGAAUCGUCUAGCCGUAUUGGUGAAACGUGAUUCGCAGUGGUUCACGAAAUUUGUCAAAAAAGGAGAUUUAUUUAAGCAGUUCGAGCGAUUGCUCAUGGACGAGCGUUGGGAGGUGCAGCACCAGUGCAUUAAACUCUUGCAUGAUGCCCUACCAACUUUUGGCAAUUACAUCGAGUGGUGUGUGUCAUAUCUGUUGCCAUGUAUUGUCACUAAGCUUGGCAGCCCAAAGAUAACGAUACGUCGGAUAACGAAUCAAAUGCUGACCGCCUAUUUGAAACUUCAGCCAGGAGCUUUGAAUACUGUUCAGAAAGUACUCUCAACUUUUCUGUUAAACAACGAAUGUGAUACGCGCACGAAAGACGAAGCUCUUGCGGAGAUACCGAAUUUAAUGAUUGCGGAAUGUGCGGAGCAGAGCUGGAGGAUACUGAUCGAUGGACUUGUAAAAAUGAUGCUCAUGGUUACACCAGAGAGGCGUGAAAAGAUCGCCGGUUUGCUUGCCGGCUUUAGUGGUACUGUUUCUGCUUUACUUUUUGAAAAAAAGCUGCGUUUGGCGAAACGCGUAGUUUUCCACUAGGG
Messenger RNA from Gongylonema pulchrum, 578 nucleotides. NCBI's taxonomy places the organism in Eukaryota, Metazoa, Nematoda, Chromadorea, Rhabditida, Gongylonematidae. The record is from the annotation of a GenBank genome assembly.